AUGGGUAACGGUAAUAUUAGCCAAGGUUUAAUUCAUCUUAAUCAAACUAAAACAUGUUAUCUAACUGGUGAUACCAUAUCUGGAACUGUUAAUUUAAAUCUUAUACAAGCCAAACGACAAGUUGAGAAAAUCUAUAUCGAACUUAUAGGAGAAAUUGGUUAUACAGGAACAAAAUAUACAUGGGAAAGAGCAGCAUUACCUACAGCUACAACUGCGUAUUAUCAUCCAAAAUUUUACAAAGACACAAUUAUUUUAACAAUACUCAAUGUUGAACAAGAAAUAUAUUAUUGGCCAUUUCAAGUUCGUAUCUAUAGAAAAGGUUCGAUAGUCAUAAAUAAAGUUAUAAAAUACGUAACAAAAAUUUAUCCACGUGUUAAUUUAUUAAAAAAUCUUGAAUGGUUAAAACCAAUUCACAAUACAUAUAUUGAUAACAAUGUUAUAUUAUAUGUUACUUUAAACAAAUCGGGAUAUGUUCCUGGUGAAGUAAUUUACAUGACAUUACAAAUUGAAAAUCCACGGAAAGCUUUAGUUCAACGUAUUGAUCUUUCAAUGAUAAGAAAGUAUAUAAUUCAACAAUGUAAAUGUAAAGAUAUGAUAUUUAAAAUAAAAUUACCAAAAAUUUUAAAUUUAAAAGACGAACAAAUACAAGAAGUAUUUGAUGUAACAAUUCCAUCUUUAUUAUUACCUCCAUCAUUUGUGUCUCAUGAAGAAAUUCUAGAAAAUGUUUACAUUGAUAUUUCUUAUAAACUUGAACUUGCAAUUAAAAUUCAAGGUAUUUUUAAUGAUUUUUAUGUUGAUAUUCCAAUUACAUUGGGAACAGAGUCAAAUCCUAAUUUUAAUCAACAGCAAAUAUUUAAUCCAAUAGUGAUUCCUGAUUAUUCAAUAUUUAAUAAUGAUGAUCUACCGCCUAAUUAUGAUUCUACUGUACAAAAUUUCGAAAGAUUGACCAUUCAAGAUUAA
Adineta steineri is the source of this 960-nucleotide messenger RNA. NCBI's taxonomy places the organism in Eukaryota, Metazoa, Rotifera, Eurotatoria, Adinetida, Adinetidae. The record is from the annotation of a GenBank genome assembly.